UAACAAAUUACUCCGGGCAUUUGACUUUUUUUUUUCCCUGCUGGAAUUUUAUUAUUAAAUUGAUAAAUCUUAAAGUUCAACCUGUUUCCUCAUAGUUUAUUUCCCCAUAAACUGGUCCAAGAUGCUGGCCUGAAAGACCUAUCAUUGUUAUUUUUUACCGUUGCUGUGUACACCCAGUUAAAAUGGGUGUUGAGCAGUUUGGAAAGGUGGGGUUGAAAAUAUGGCCAAGUGCUCCAUUGUGUGGGUGUCUUAUUUAAAGACUUAGUUGGAAGUUCUUAAGAGGCUUCAUGCCUCAGCAACAUGUGGAAGAUGCUUUGCUUUAAUGAAGUUAAAAAUGUGGAUUUUAAUGAGGCAGAGGGUUAAAGUGGUGAAGGCUGCUAGGGGGUUUGGAAAAAAGUCCAUGAUGCUCUUCAUUUCAUUUCUUUUUAUUCAUUUUUCUGUACCUGCCCAUGGACUUUGAAUUACCAGGAAUUCUUGAAAAGUUUUUGUGUUUGGUCUUGUGAAACAAGUUUGUUUUCAUAGACAAGGCCACUGAUGGGCUUAAGGGUCUUGAAUUUGAGCUGCCCAAUGUCGUUCCUAAUUAUCAAAAUGUUUCCCUCAUGUAAAUAAAGCAAAGAAAGGAAGGAAGAAAGGAUGCAGAUAUCAGGGACAUUCCUCUUUUGUGUUUGAUUUGGUGUUUUUGGCUUGUGAAUUGGUUUAAGUAAAUGUCCUUUCUCAUAAUGCCUAUGGGCACUGCAGAUCCUGGUCAUGGGGCAGUAUUAUGAACACCCUGCCAGGCACUCCAGGAUGUCAGCACUGAGAUGACAGACCUGAGGGAAGAUGUCCUAAGGGUAGAAAGAUCACAUUCCUACAGUGUUCCUCUCUUGGAGUGUGUGUGGGUGUUUCGUAAUCUUGAACUAGCUUUAUGCUUUGUGCACCGAGGGCAGCCUGGGCCUCUGGAUCUUCACUUGGGCAUGUUCCUGCCCACCUUGCUGCACCAGGCAACCGAGGAACAGCAGGAGCGCUUCUUCAUGCCUGCCUGGAACUUGGAGAUCAUUGGCACUUAUGCCCAAACAGAGAUGGGUCAUGGAACCCAUCUUCGAGGCUUGGAAACCACAGCCACUUACGACCCUGAAACCCAGGAGUUCAUUCUCAACAGUCCUACUGUGACCUCCAUCAAGUGGUGGCCUGGUGGACUUGGAAAAACUUCAAACCAUGCUAUCGUACUUGCCCAGCUCAUCACUCAGGGGAAGUGUUACGGGCUGCAUGCCUUCAUUGUGCCUAUUCGUGAACUUGGGACCCAUAAGCCUUUGCCAGGUAUUACCGUAGGAGACAUUGGCCCCAAAUUUGGCUAUGAUGAGAUGGAUAAUGGCUACUUGAAGAUGGACAGCUAUCGUAUUCCCAGAGAAAACAUGCUGAUGAAACAUGCCCAGGUGAAGCCUGAUGGCACAUACGUAAAACCCCUGAGUAACAAGCUGACCUACGGGACCAUGGUGUUCAUCAGGGCCAUGCUCGUGGGAGAAUCCGCUCGCUGUCUGUCUAAGGCAUGCACCAUUGCCAUCCGAUACAGUGCUGUGAGGCAUCAGUCUGAAAUCAAGCCAGGUGAACCAGAACCGCAGAUUUUGGAUUAUCAAACCCAGCAAUAUAAACUUUUUCCCCUCCUGGCCACUGCCUAUGCCUUCCAGUUUAUAGGCGCAUACAUGAAAGAGACCUAUCAUCGGAUUAAUGAAGACAUUGGCCAUGGGGACCUGAGUGAGCUUCCUGAGCUCCACGCGCUCACCGCUGGGCUGAAGGCCUUCACGUCCUGGACAACAAACACAGCUAUUGAAGCCUGUCGGAUGGCUUGUGGCGGACAUGGCUAUUCUCACAGCAGUGGACUUCCAAAUAUUUACGUCAAUUUUACCCCAACCUGCACCUUCGAGGGGGAAAACACUGUCAUGAUGCUGCAGACAGCCAGGUUCCUGAUGAAAAGUUACGACCAGGUGCACUCAGGCAAGUUGGUGUGUGGCAUGGUGUCCUACUUGAAUGACCUGCCCAGCCAGCGCAUCCAGCCACAGCAGGUGGCCGUCUGGCCAACCGUGGUGGACAUCAACAGCCCCAACAGCCUGACAGAGGCGUACAAGCUUCGAGCGGCCAGAUUAGUAGAGAUUGCUGCUAAAAACCUUCAGGUUGAAGUGAUUCACAGAAAAAGCAAGGAGGUAGCGUGGAACCUAACGUCCAUUGACCUUGUUCGGGCAAGUGAGGCACAUUGCCACUAUGUGGCAGUUAAGCUUUUUACGGAAAAAGUCCUCCAGCUUCAAGAGAAGUCCAUCCAAGCUGUCCUAAGGCGUUUGUGUCUCUUGUAUUCUUUGUAUGGAAUCAGUCAGAAUGCAGGGGAUUUUCUUCAGGGGAGCAUCAUGACAGAGUCUCAGAUCACCCAGGUGAAUGAGCGCAUAAAGGAGCUGCUGACUGAGAUUCGCCCUGACGCGGUCGCUCUGGUGGAUGCAUUUGAUUUUCAGGAUGUGACACUGGGCUCUGUGCUUGGCCGCUAUGAUGGGAAUGUGUAUGAAAACUUGUUUGAAUGGGCCAAGAAAUCUCCACUGAACAAAACAGAGGUCCAUGAAUCUUACAAGCACCUGAAGUCACUGCAGUCCAAGCUCUGACAUGGCUUGAUGAUAAGUGCAGUCUGCCCCUGAAAGCAGCUGUUCUCCUUACACCUGCCACACAGAUCUGCAUGGAAUCUUGAUCAAAUUCAGAAAGGCUGUAGAGCAAGUGAUAAAUUGACCCUUUCCUCUUUUUAUAAAUGAAAAAAGAAAAUGAACAGAUUUUGCAAAUUAAAGGAAAAAACCAGAUGUGUUUUACAAGUGCAAUUAACACUGAAAGAGACUAUUAAGCAUUCAGAAAAAGCUUUAAGAAAUGCAGUGCAACUUCCAUCUAUAUUGCUGCCUAUCCCAGGAGGCCAGGACUUUUGAUAAUUAGUAAAAUUUAACUACUAAGUAGUUAAUUAUUUUCACAUCUUAAUUGCUAAUCAUUGGAUAUACAAGUGUUUUUAAACAAAGGUGUUUUUUUAAGCAGGGUAGAACCCUUCCAAGCGUCCUUGCUCAUGUCCUAACACAGCUGCCAGGGGCCCCGGCUAGAAAGCAUGAGUGAAGAAGAGAGACUGGGGAAAAGAAACUAAUCAGGAAAUCUGUGAGUUCAUGCCUGACGCACUGACACCUUUCCUGCCUGCUUGCCCUCCUUUAUUGAUGUAUUGCUCCUGUCUUAAGUCUUCAUAGUAGCAUCUUUCCAACCUGAAGAUUUCUUGAGCACAUGCUCCUGCAGGGUCCCUGCCCUGUGUAAUUCAGAAUUAAGCUUCCGUUGGAGGGUUCCCUAAAUGAUCCUCUAGUAGAACUAUAGCUCCCUUUGCCUCAACUUCUUGGGAAGAGGGAGGCAGUCAAGUCAUCUCUACAUAUAACUUUUGGCAACUGAUGAGAUCUCCAGAUCAGUCGUUUUGAUCUCCCUCUCCUGCGAAAGAUGCUAAAGAAAGGAGAAAAAUAGUCACAGUUCCUUCUUAGAAGAAUAAGGGCGUGGAGAGCUAUCAGUUAUGGUUACUGUAACUUUGGUGACCAUGGUAACUACAUUUUCUAGAACAAUCCAGAUUUCCUACAUUCUGGCACUCUGGCCGAAGCCAUUAAAUGCUUGGAGGUUACUGUGUCUGGCCUUAGAAAAAUAAAAGCAUCACUCAUUGCCUCUUAUACCCAGGAAAGUCCUUUGACAAACCAUGUGUUCUGAUUUUUUAAUCAGAAAAUAUAAUCAUUGAAACAGUGGCUAAAGGAUAAAUGGAAGCUCCAUAGAAUGUUUCUUAGGGUGUAUCUGGUUUUAUUUUCAGUAUGUUUCUAGGAGCUUUAUCUGACUUGCUAAAUUGUCCUUUCAGCUGAAGUCUAAUUUAUACAAUCGUUCUAUAUUUAAAAGCUAAACAUGAAAAAAAAAAAAAAA
Messenger RNA from Odocoileus virginianus texanus, 3933 nucleotides. It is a transcript of the gene ACOX1, whose product is annotated as acyl-CoA oxidase 1. NCBI's taxonomy places the organism in Eukaryota, Metazoa, Chordata, Mammalia, Artiodactyla, Cervidae. Gene Ontology annotation, biological process: fatty acid beta-oxidation using acyl-CoA oxidase; lipid homeostasis; very long-chain fatty acid metabolic process. Gene Ontology annotation, molecular function: fatty acid binding; FAD binding. The record is from RefSeq and is a predicted model, not a curated record. Gene Ontology annotation, cellular component: peroxisome.